This is a messenger RNA of Myotis daubentonii (Daubenton's bat), 5348 nucleotides long. It is a transcript of the gene MAMSTR, whose product is annotated as MEF2 activating motif and SAP domain containing transcriptional regulator. The coding region runs from base 190 to 1521 and encodes 443 amino acids. The record is from RefSeq and is a predicted model, not a curated record. Gene Ontology annotation, biological process: regulation of transcription by RNA polymerase II. The transcript has 9 exons. Lineage: Eukaryota; Metazoa; Chordata; Mammalia; Chiroptera; Vespertilionidae. Gene Ontology annotation, cellular component: nucleus. Gene Ontology annotation, molecular function: transcription coregulator activity.
CUCAGACCCAGGAGUACAGGUCCCCAGCCUCCUCCUCCCCUAGGAUCCAGAAGUUGUGGCCCAAAGCCCCUCUGGUCUCUGAGUCCUUCAGGCUGUUUCCCUGCUGCGUCCAGGUGCAGGGGCAGCCUCCUGACCUCCCGCGGGGGUCCUGCCUUCCCCCCUGUCCAGGUCCCUAUCCCAGCCUUGGCCAUGACCCUGGCGGCUUCCUCCCAGCGCUCCCAAAUCAUUCGCUCCAAGUUCCGUUCUGUCCUCCAGCUCCGGAUCCACAGACGGUAUCAGGACCCGACCUCUUCCUCCGGGCCCGGCUGGCUGCCUGAAGGCCUCGCGGGGCCCUUCCCCACCUCUCCAGUCUCCGACCCAGAUCCGCGGAUCUCAGCCUCCGGCCCGGCUCGGGCCCCCAUCCCAGCCUCGCCCUCCGGCCCGGCCUCCUUCCUCUCCAGUCCUGGGGUCCUGCGCCCCGAGCCCCGACGCUGCCCUUGGAGGCCCCUGAAGAAUGCGACCCCCAAGACCUCCCAGCGCUGGGGGGAGGCCGAGCCCCAGGGGAGCCUGACCUACCACCAGUACCUGCCCCCAGAGCCCGGACAAGGGUCCAGGGCAGACCCCGAGGCCCCAGGGCCGGCCGGGGUGACCCCGGGGCCGCUUCCGUGGGCAGAGACAAGCGCGCAGCAGCCACCUCCUAGGAUGAAGGCCUCCUCUCUCCCCGCCGGCUCCCCCGGGGUCUCCAGCCCCGCGCCGCCUCCGCACAAGUUGGAGCUUCAGACCCUUAAACUGGAGGAGCUGACGGUCUCGGAGCUCCGGCAGCAGCUGCGCCUGCGGGGCCUCCCGGUGUCGGGGACCAAGUCGACGCUCCUGGAGCGCAUGCGCGGAGGCGCCCCAUCCCGCGAGCGGCCGAAGUCACGGCGCGAGGAAGGUCCCGCGGGCGCGCCCUGGCCACGCCUCAGGCCCAAGGCCCUCGCAGCCGCCCGACGUCACGGCUCGUCCAAGCCCAGCCCAGCAUCUCCCCCGCCGCCUCUUUCUCGUGCCGUGGGAACCCACGUGCCCGCUCCGGCUCCGGCUCCGACUCCGGCUCCCGCUCCGGCUCCCGCUCCGGCUCCGGCUGCAGAGCCGACCCCUUCCGCAGCACCAGCCGCAGCAGCCCCGACUCUGGAGCAGGAGCUGCAGGAAGCGAUCCGGAGGGCGCAGUUGCUUCCGAACCGGGGCAUCGAUGACAUCUUGGAGGGUCAGGACGAGCCUGAUGACCUGCUGCCCCCUAUCCCGCUGGACUUCCCUGGCUCCUUCGACGUGCUGUCCCCUUCCCCAGACUCUGAAGGCCUCUCCUCUGUCUUCUCUUCCUCGCUCCCGUCCCCCACAAACUCCCCAUCCGCCUCUCCCCGGGGCCCCACGGACUCCUUGGACUGGCUGGAAGCUCUGAGCGGGGGUCCUCCGCUGGGCUGCGGCCCCCCGGCCCCCAGCAUCUUCUCUGCUGAUUUAUCGGACUCCGGCGGCCCCCGGCUGUGGGACCUGCUGGAGGGUCCAUGGUGAUGGAUUCUAGGGUUUCAAGGGACGGAGAACCGGUAGGGAACCGGUAGGGACGGGGAGUCACAGAGACGGACUCCCUGAGGGAGGGGUUGGAACCCCGCCCACCCCAGACCCAGGAUCAGAAGCAACUCUCAUCUCACCUGGGCCCUAAACUGCUGCCGGGCACGCCAACCACCUGACUGUCCCUGCCCGACCUCCAGGGCUGUGUGCUGGGGGCCGGGAGCCUCAUUCGCUGCUGGCCGGGCAAACAAGCUGCUCGCUGCUUCCCGCAGACACCUCUCCGAUGUCUUCUUCUCAUCCCGCCAGCUGCGGGGCUACCUGUGGCUGGGGCACCUGGAGGCUGCUCUAUGCUUUUGGGGUGCAGAGAGGGGGAGGGAGGAGUGGGGAGGGAGGACGGGGAGCUAGACCCUUGGCUUCUGGUUGGAGAUGAGAACAUCAGAAACGGCGUGUCCCAGGUCAGAUUCUGAGCAGAGCCUGAGGCAACACUCCUGUGUCCAUGACUUCUUAAAGAGGUGCUCCCAGGAGAAACCAAAAAGGAAGGGGUGAGCCAGGACAGCGAGGGGGAGAACAACAGGAGGGUGACGUCAGGUGAAGUCCCCAUCUCAGCCCAACCCCGGAGGAUGAAUUAAGUUGCAGGGUCGCGCCCGGCUGGUGCGGCUCAGCGGCUGAGUGUCGACCCAGGAACCAAAAGGUCACCGGUUCGAUUCCUGGUCGGGGCACAUGCCUGGUUUGCGGGCUCCACCUCCAGUAGGGGUGCAUGCAGGAGGCAGCUGAUUGAUGAUGUUUCUCUCUCAUCGAUUUUUCUACCUGUCUCUCUAAAAAUCAAUAAAACCAUAUUUUUAUUUUAUUUUUAUUUUUUAAAUAUUUUUAUUGAUUUUUUACAGAGAGGAAGGGGGAGGGAUAGAGAGUAAGAAACAUCAAUGAGAGAGAAACAUCCAUCAGCUGCCUCCUGCACACUCCCCACUGGGGAUGUGCCCGAAACCAAGGUACAUGCCCUUGACCGGAAUCGAACCUGGGACCCUUCAGUCCACAGGCCGACACUCUAUCUGAACCAAACCGGUUAGGGCCUUUUUUUUUUUUUUUUUUUUUUUAAAGGUGCAGGUCGUUCCACCUUGAGGCAAAGGGAACUGGGCCUUUAAGGCAAAGGGAGAUCCCAGUUUGGGUUUUUAUCCCUGAAUAACAAACCACCCCAAACAUAGAGUCUUAAAAUAAUAACUACGAUUGCUCACAAUUCCAGGGGUGGACUGGGCUCAGCAAGGCAGUUCUUCGGCACCGUCUGAUGUCAACUAGGGCUGCAGUCAUCUUAGGGCCCAGCCGGCUGCAAAAUCCACGAUGCUGCUCGCAGGCAUGCCGGUGCCUUAGCAGGGACGGCUACUGGGCUGGACUCGCUUGGGCUGUGGGCCUCUGCAUUUCUCUCGCUCUCUGCGUAGUCUCCGCCCUCUCCCUCUCCACGUGGCCCCCCCCAACAGCGGCAGGGACUCCUUACAUGGUAGCUCAGGGCUCCCCAAAGUGAGUGUUUCUAGCGGAGGAAGCAGAACUUUCACCAUUUUCUUUUAAAAAAAAUACAUUUUUAUUGAUUUCAGACAGGAAGGGAGAGGGGGAGAGAGAGAAUCAUCAAUGAUGAGAGAGAAUCAUUGAUCGGCUGCCUCCUGCAUUCCCCCUACUAGGGCUUGAGCUGCAACCUGGGCAUGUGUCCUGACCAGGAAUCAAAGCGUGACCUCCUGGUUCAUUUGUCAACACUCAACCAUGGGGGCCACACCGGCCGGGCGCCAUUUUCUAUUGGUUAAUGCAAGUCAUGCCAAUCCAGGCUGAAUAUGGAAGGGGGCGGGAUAGCGAGGGCUGGAGGUAACAAAGGGAAUAGGGGACUACUAAAUGUGUUAAUAUCAGGGUGGUGGUGGCAUAGUCAUUGGAGGCCGUAUUUGGAGACUUGCUAUUACACCCCUCUAGUUAGUCAUGGGCUAUGGGUCCUGAGAGGGGCCUGGGACACAAACUCUCAAGCACUUUGACCCCACGGGCGAUCCUGGGAAGAAGGUCACAGGGUAAUUGGUUAGCAGCAGAGUUUUAAAAUGUAGAUAUUAGUAUUAUUCAGGUUUGACGAAGUCAACAGAUCAGGAUCCGAUUGACAUUGAAAAGAGAGUUUGUUAUUCUCAGUUCCCAAAAGAGGGGAAUACUCCUGCCCUAGUCGGUUUGGCUCAGUGGAUAGAGCGUCCGCCUGCGGACUGAAGGGUCCUGGGUUCGAUUCCUGGUCAAGGGCACAUACCUCAGUUUCAGGCUCGAUCCCCAACCCUGGUUGGGCGCAUGCGGGUGGCAACCAAUGGAUGUGUCUCUCUCACAUUGACGUUUCUCUCUGUGUGUCUCCCCUCCUCCCUUCCACUCUCUCUAAAAGUCAAUGGAAAAAAUAUCCUUGGGUGAGGAUUAACAACAAGGACAAAGAAGGGAAUUUUCCAAGCCAUGCAGGGCCACAUGGGGAAGCCCCAGUGUCAGCCAGGGGGCAAAGGGAGAGAGGGGAAGAGCAUUUAUUGUGGUUCCCUCAAGAAGGAACAGCUGAGGCAGAGCCCUAGCUGGUUUGGCUCAGACUGAAGGGUCCCGAGUUCGAUUCCACUCAAGGGCACAUGCCCGGGUUGCGGGCUCGAUCCCCAGAAGGGGGCGUGCAGGAGGCAGCUGAUCGAUGAUUCUCUCCCAUCAUUGAUGUUUCUCUCUCUCUCCCUCUCCCUUCCUCUCUGAAAUUAAUAAAGAUGUAUAUAUUUUAAAAAGGAACAGAUGAGGCAGGUGAGCAGGCCUGAGGUUGGCUAGUGUGAGUGAUUUCAGCAGGCUCUUGGGUCCCCAGGUGCCUGGAGCCUCGCCCUGGGGCAAUCAGGCAGAGAACAGUGUCCUGGGAAGUGGCUGUGAGUCCAGGCUGUGGGUUGCUAGGUUUGCAUACGAAAGGCCUGUGCACAGGCGGGUUCUUUGUUACCUCCAGGAAGUAGCUGGCCCGGUGGGGGGCAGUCCCUCCACUGUCAACAAAGCCCCAGAUGUCAAAACACCACAAAUACUGUAUAUACAGAAGAGGAAAAAGGCAUCCUUCAUGCACAGAGCUCACAGCAGCUGGGGGCUGGAUGAACAGAGCUGGUAAGGGGACCUGAGCUGGCCACCGGCCGUGUCCACUACAGGUGGGAAAGGACACAAUAUCAGGACAAUCCAUGUGACGGGACUGAGAGCCCAUGAUGUCCCCUUGCCUUGCUGUCAGUUUCCUCACCUGUACCUAUAGCCCCGUGUGGCUGAGAGUGCCUACAGACUGGGCCUGGCACGGGAGACCUGCCAAUGGAUAGUGAUCACUGUUAUUAAUUUACAAUCAACAAUCCUAGUGCCUCGACGUGUGGAAAACUGUUGGACAUGAGCGAUCCCCCAUUAAAAGAGGGCAAGGGAAUGCAUGCUUGGUACCAUGAAGCAAAGGCAAUGUUUAUAUAUAUUUUAUUAAUUCAGAGAGGAAGGAAGAGGGAGAGAGAGAUAGAAACAUCAAUGAUGACAGAGAAUCAUUGAUGGGCUGCCUCCUGCAUGCCCCCCACUGGGGGUCGAGCCCGCAACCCGGGCAUGUGCCCUUGAACAGAAUUGAACCCGGGACCCUUCAGUCCGCAGGCUGAUGCUCUAUCCACUGAGCCAAACCGGCUUGAGCCAAAGGCAAUCUUUGGGCUUCAGAAGAACCCCUUUCCAGAUGAAGUCAUUGAAGAUCAGAGAAGGGGAGUGAUAUGGCCAGUGUCUCACAGAUGGGAGGGAGGGAGGAGAGAGAGGAACAUCAGUGAUGAAAGAGAAUCAUUGAUCAGCUGCUUCCUGCACGCCCUGCUGGUGACCGA